UUAAAGUGUGGAGGAACUGCAGCCCGCCAUUGUGUGUCUGAUCUGCAGCUGUAGCGAGAGAGAGAGAGAGCGAGCGAGCGAGAGAGACGGGCGCAAAGACUCUAAAAACACACGCAUUUCCCGUUGACUUUAACCCGCAAACAAACGCGCAGUAUAACACACAGGCUCCGGGGAGAGAGAAAUGUCAGCCAGCAGCCUUCUGGAGCAGAGACCGAAAGGCCAAGCAAACAAAGUGCAAAACGGAGCUGUUACCCAAAAGGAUACUUUGAACGAUGAUGAGUUCGAGCCUUACCUGAACGCUCAGCCCAGACAGAGCAAUGCCUAUACGGCCAUGUCCGACUCCUACAUGCCAAGUUACUACAGCCCCUCAAUAGGCUUCACCUAUUCUCUGAAUGAAGCAGCAUGGUCUACAGGCGGUGAUCCCCCGAUGCCUUACCUGGCCUCUUAUGGACAGCUUAGCAAUGGGGAGCACCACUUUCUCCCAGAUGCCAUGUUUGGCCAGUCUGGGGCACUGGGGAGCAACCCUUUCCUGGGACAGCAUGGCUUCAACUUCUUCCCCAGUGGGAUUGACUUCCCUGCCUGGGGGAACAGCAGCUCUCAGGGACAGUCCACACAGAGCUCAGGUUACAGCAGCAGUUACGCCUAUGCCCCUAGCACACUAGGAGGCGCAAUGAUCGACGGACAGUCUCCCUUUGCAGCGAAUGAGCCGCUUAACAAGGCUGUGGGAAUGAAUAGCUUGGAUCAGGGCAUGGCGGGGCUUAAAAUUGGGGCUGGGGACAUGGCACCCAAAGUUGUUGGUUCUGGACUUCCUGGAGGGCCACUGAGUCAGGUGUCUGCAGCUCCCACCAUGCCACCCGCCUCCAUGGCUCCUGCAAAAGCUGCAUCUUGGGCGGACAUUGCCAGCAAGCCUGCCAAACCACAGCCUAAGCUGAAAACCAAGGGGGGACUUUGCGGGACAAAUCUGCCACCACCUCCAAUCAAACAUAACAUGGAUAUUGGGACUUGGGACAACAAGGGGACUAUGCCUAAACCAGCAGCCCCACAACAGACUUCCCUGCCCACUAAUGGACAGCCGCCCAAUCAAUCGUCUCCUCAACCGGGUGCUACUGCUGGCGGGGUGCCGCAGCUGCCCCUCAGCAAUGGACAGCUAGGGCCUCCUACUGGUCAACUCGGUCAGCACCCUCUUCCUCCAGGUGGCCAGCCUGGUGCUGUCCCACCUCCACUAUCCCAGGGCCCUCCCGCUCCCCAACCCUCCCAGCCGACCCGCUGGGUGCCUCCACGUAACCGUGCUAAUGGCUUUGGGGACGCAGCGGGUGGACCUGGCCAAUCCCCUCCAAAUUCAGGAAUGGGUGGCGUUGCUGUGCCAGCAGAGCCCCACCCAGUUCUGGAGAAACUGCGCAUGGUGAACAACUACAAUCCCAAGGACUUUGACUGGAACCCUAAGCACGGUCGUGUCUUCAUCAUCAAGAGCUACUCUGAGGACGACAUCCAUCGCUCCAUUAAGUACAAUAUCUGGUGCAGCACAGAACACGGCAAUAAGCGCCUGGACGCUGCGUACCGUUCGCUGGCCAACAAAGGGCCUCUCUACCUGCUCUUCAGCGUGAACGGCAGCGGGCACUUCUGUGGCGUGGCUGAGAUGCGAUCGCCCGUGGACUACAACACUUGUGCAGGUGUGUGGUCGCAGGACAAGUGGAAGGGCCGUUUCGAUGUGCGUUGGAUCUUUGUGAAGGACGUUCCCAACAGUCAACUGAGGCACAUUCGUCUGGAAAACAAUGAGAAUAAGCCGGUGACCAACUCCCGUGACACACAGGAGGUUCCACUGGACAAGGCGCGUCAAGUGUUGAAGAUCAUCGCAAGUUACAAGCACACCACCUCCAUUUUUGACGACUUCUCACACUACGAGAAACGUCAGGAAGAGGAGGAAAGUGUGAAAAAGGUGGAGGUUCAGGGGAGUGACCCGUACUCCAGUAACUCCAGUCGGAGCCACUACAGAAUGCAGGAUCGUCAAGGACGUGUGAAGUAACAGACACCGCUUUGGGCAAAAGACUGACAGGCCCUAUUUUCUCUCCCCAAUCUUACCAGAUAUUUUCAGAAAUUAUUUUGGGGAAGAUUUAACCAAGGAUUCAAAAAGAGGAAAAAAAGAAACUCAAUGAAGACUCUGAUUUCUGUUGACCUAAAAGACUUACUUUGAACUUGUAGUAAAAGAAAAUGACACGAUUAUUCAUAGGACUACAACUUAAUUCUAUAGGAUUCUAAUAGUGAACCCAGUACUUCCCACUUUUUUUUUUGUCCCAUUUUUGUUCUGCUGCCUCUUUUCUCCCAAAAAAUUUUUUCAUUGUUUUUACAGUCCAAGCACAUGGCUUUGCUUCUCUUACAAUCUUGAGGGUUUUCUUUUUCUUUUUUAAACAAACGGAGUUCUAGUGUUCUAUUAUGUCAUUUCUCUGUUAACUCCUUCUCGUUAUCGGAGCUGAAACCAUCCAGUCAGGACGUGCAAUGAUCGUCGCCUUCUCAGUGGAUGUUCCAUUGUUGGUUAAUUGGCCACUAGUCCAGUACAAGUCUCAUUACCUUCUGAGAAAAAAAAAAAAAAAGUUUACUAAGAUUAUAAAAUGGAAAAGUGUAAUUAAAAAAGAAAAUCUAAUGAAUGUUCAGGAAUGUCCUGUUUUUUGUUUGUUUUUUUUGUAAUAGAGGGUGUUUGGUUGGCAGGGGACGGUAAAUGGACUAGCCAAUUUGUUGAGUUAAGGCUUUUGCUCAUUGGAUCAGUUUUAUAGUGUACAAAAGGGGGCCGUGUUUGAGAGUUGUCAGCUUAUUUUCCAUUUACUCCUUUUCUUCUGCAAGUUAAAGAAAAAUUUGUUGCUAUGGGCUGCUCUCCUCCCGUCUUUUUUUUUUUUGUUCUCGUCUUUCUCUUCAGUUUCUUAAGUCUGCAUUGAGGUGGGCCUUGCACCCUCUCUUUCUCAUAAUCAGUUCAUUAAAAAUAAAUGUGGUAUACUCGGCAGAACUUGUGUGUUGCAUUUUCCCCUUGUUUGACUAAGUACAUCAUCAUGCACUAACCUAUGUCCCAAACAGCCUGGUCCGCCCUCCACCCAGCACCCACACUCCUCUCCUACACUUGCUGCCUGCGCACUUCACCCCUUCUACUUUGUUCAUGUCAGUGCAUUAAACAACUGCGGAACUGCUGGCAUUUAGCAGUGUCAGAAUAAAGAUGCUGCACAAAACUUCAAGUCUGUUUGCUUUCUGAAGAAUUGAAUUGAUAGUAUGAUCAGAAUUUGGUGUAAUGCUACCUUGUGAUGGCACACUGUAUCCAUGGCCAUCUGCCUAAUUGUCAUUUGUCAAACACAUUGUGUUUCUUUUCAGGAAGCAAUGGCGGACCUUGAGUGUUUGCCACCUUAAUGAAUCAAUAGUUGGGUUAAGUAUUGUGAACAUACUUUUUAACUUCAUUUAAAUGAAUUCACCAAUAACCUCUUAACUUGGUGGUUAAGUCAGGUCGCAAAGAAGAAAAUGCUUGAUUUGCAAUUAAAAAGCUUUGGAGAUGAGAUUUCUCACAAGAGCAGAAA
This is a messenger RNA of Rhinichthys klamathensis goyatoka, 3551 nucleotides long. It is a transcript of the gene ythdf2, whose product is annotated as YTH N6-methyladenosine RNA binding protein F2. Gene Ontology annotation, biological process: mRNA destabilization. The record is from RefSeq and is a predicted model, not a curated record. Gene Ontology annotation, cellular component: cytoplasm. The transcript is spliced from 6 exons. The coding region runs from base 182 to 2023 and encodes 613 amino acids. Gene Ontology annotation, molecular function: N6-methyladenosine-containing RNA reader activity; mRNA binding. NCBI's taxonomy places the organism in Eukaryota, Metazoa, Chordata, Actinopteri, Cypriniformes, Leuciscidae.